Messenger RNA from Hermetia illucens (black soldier fly), 1097 nucleotides. RefSeq names its product casein kinase II subunit beta. The transcript is spliced from 7 exons. Gene Ontology annotation, cellular component: cytoplasm; protein kinase CK2 complex. Gene Ontology annotation, molecular function: protein kinase regulator activity. Lineage: Eukaryota; Metazoa; Arthropoda; Insecta; Diptera; Stratiomyidae. The coding region runs from base 151 to 768 and encodes 205 amino acids. The record is from RefSeq and is a predicted model, not a curated record.
CACAGAAAUUCUGGAAAUUUUCACGAGCCGCCGCUGCCGCUGCAAUCGCAUAUCCCUACUGAAAGUGUGCGUGAAGUAAGCAAGUCAUAUUUUUCUCGGAUUUGCUGUAUUUUCGGCGAUUUUUUGUCUACUAUUUGUUAAAAACGGAAAAUGAGCAGCUCUGAGGAAGUAUCUUGGGUGACAUGGUUUUGUGGAUUGCGAGGAAAUGAGUUCUUCUGCGAGGUCGACGAAGAUUACAUUCAAGAUAAGUUCAAUUUGACGGGACUGAAUGAACAGGUGCCGAACUAUAGACAAGCUUUGGAUAUGAUCCUUGAUCUCGAACCGGAAGAUGAACUGGAAGAUAAUCCACACCAAUCGGAUAUGACAGAGCAAGCAGCGGAGAUGUUAUAUGGUUUAAUUCAUGCUAGAUAUAUUUUAACAAAUCGCGGAAUUGCGCAAAUGAUAGAAAAGUAUCAAACAGGUGAUUUUGGGCAUUGCCCACGAGUAUAUUGUGAGAGUCAGCCAAUGCUACCCUUAGGCUUAUCAGACAUACCCGGAGAGGCAAUGGUUAAAACAUAUUGUCCAAAAUGUAUUGAUGUUUACACUCCAAAAUCAUCACGGCACCAUCACACAGAUGGUGCAUAUUUCGGAACGGGUUUCCCGCAUAUGUUGUUCAUGGUACAUCCCGAAUAUCGCCCGAAACGUCCCUACGAAUCAAUUUGUACCGCGAUUAUAUGGAUUCAAAAUACACAGUCUAGCUUAUCAAAUUCAAUUGCAAGCCGCCGCUAACUUCAAGAUGCCGCUUCGGACCGUAAAUUCUAAAAAAUAAGGAAUAAAUGAUCAGCGUUGGAUACAAAUGAACCACUGCAGUAUACAUUUAAGCAAGAACGGGGAAGGAAUCAAACAAUAUUGAGGAACACCACAAAAGCUUGUCUAUUUUAAUUCUGUAUAUUUGUUUUCUUUUCUAUUGUUUUCUCGUUGAAUUAGAUGAAUAGUAUAACAUAAAUGCCGUGAGCAACAGAAUAAAUUUUACGUUUGAAAAUGGACAAAACAUUGAAUCAGAAUUGGGAACAGACAAGUUUUUCUCUGUUGCAGGAAAAUACAAGUUGUAAUCAAAA